UGCGUGUGUGUGUGUGCGUGUGUGUGUGUGGACCAGCAGCCAACACACACUUAAAAUUCGUUCGCAACAUGGCGUUGGAGCGCCGAGAGACACGACGGCUCUCCCCCGUCUAAUGCAACCCUAUUGUUAGGAAAGCCGGGGGACUGUUAACCAAAGAGACCUAAACAUUCACAGAGACUCUUUCACGCACCGGCGGAGACAAUAGCGGAUUCCAACAUAUGCAUGUCGCUAUAACGGUAUAGCUGGUUGUAUAGACGCACGCUGCUACCCCACUGGUGGAAAUCAAAGGCUGUACAUGGCGGUGGAGAGUACAAUUUGGCUGUUCUGUCUUCUUUCGCUGUUUUGUGGUCCAUCCAAGCAAGAAAAGCCUGUUUCGGUGGAGCUGAGCUGCGGGGCUGGGCCCAGCCAUGUAGUGUUGGAGCCAGGUUCGCCCCUCUUGCUGGACUGCAAUCUGGGGGCCAGCGAUACACCUUUCAAUGUUACCUGGCUUCAGGAUGGCAAGACCCUGCCUCUGGAGGAGGGCGAUGACUAUCUGCAGUAUUUGGGCAAUGGAUCCCUCCUCCUGCUGCCGACCUCCAAGGAUGGCCAGCCUGCCCAGGACGUGGAGGGGGGCUACAGCUGCGUGAGUGCCAGCGCCCUUGGAGCCCUGACCAGCCGGACUGUAAAUGUACUCUUGGCAAGUCUGUCCAAGUUCCAUCAGGAGCCAUCACCCCAAACAGUGCCCGUUGGGGGAGCUGCUCGCCUCGAGUGCCAGAUUGAGGGAGUACCCACACCUGUUAUUACCUGGGAAAAGAACAAAGAGGCUGUCACUGAAGUGACAAGGUUCAUUUCCCUUCCUAACGGGGUGCUCCAGAUUCUAGAGGUGACCAAGCAGGACGAGGGUGCCUACCGCUGUGUUGCAUCCAACUCUGCCAGGAAGGACAUCAGUCAUGAAGCCAAGCUCACUGUCACCUCAGGCUCUACUGAAGCCCUGAACAGAGUUGUGAUUGUUGCACCACCUCAGAAUGCCACGGUAGUCCUCGGCGGGCCAGCUGUGAUGGAGUGUAUGGCACAAGGCCAGCCGAAACCACUGGUGUCCUGGAGCAGACAGGAUGGAAAGCCCAUUUCCACUGAUGUGGUCGUCCUCGCAACAAACCUGGUGAUUAGGGACACAAGGCGUCACCAUGCCGGCAUCUACGUCUGCCGGGCCAACAAGCCCAAGACCAGAGAGUUUGUCAUUGCUGCUGCUGAGCUGCAUGUGCCUGCUCCUCCAGUGAUCCUCCAGCCCCCAGAGACAGUGUCCCUCUCCCGGGGAAACACAGCCAGGUUUGUGUGCAACAGCUCUGGGGAGCCUCCUCCCGUGUUGCACUGGCUGAAGAACGGCCAACCCAUCAAGUCAUUCAGACGAGUGAAGACCCAAAGCCCUGGAGUCCUGCUCAUCAACCAGCUGGCACUGGAGGAUGCUGGGUACUACCAGUGCAUAGCAGACAAUGGGCUGGGCACGGCCUGUGCCACUGCCAAGCUGACAGUCAUUGUGAGGGAAGGUCUGCCCAGCCCUCCCCGCCACCUGUCUGCUACGCCCUACUCCAGCACGACUGCCUUGCUUACCUGGGAGAAACCUGAGUACAACUCGGACCAAAUCAUCGGCUACUCUGUGCACUGCCAGCGCGCUGCAGGCUCGGAUAAUGUGGAGUACCAGUUUGCGAUGAACAACGACACCACGGAGUAUCACUUCAAAGAGCUUCUCCCCCAUACUGCAUACACAUUCUUUGUGGUGGCUUAUUCUCCCAUGGGUGCCAGUCGCCCAUCCCUGCCUGUUACUGUAGAGAUGCUGGAGGAUGUACCGAGUGCACCUCCUCAGCUGUCUAUAGCCAGCACCUCCCCAACAGACAUCAGGCUGAUGUGGCAUCCAUUGUCCUCGCAGCACAGUCGAGGAGCUGUUACUCGCUACCGCAUUGAGUACAGCUCUCUGGAUCAGGCGGACACAGUGUUCACAGUGGAGGUAGGGGGUAACGAGACUCAGUUUACACUGAGAGAGCUGCAGCCUAACCAGGCCUACCGACUGAGGAUAGCAGCUGGAACAGGUGUUGGCUUUGGGAUCCCAUCUGAGUGGGCCCAGCACCAAACAUUAGCCCACUACAACCACAGUGACCACAGCAUGGUGAUCUUUGCCCCGACUGAGCUGAAGGUCAGAGCCAGAGUGAACACACUCAAUGUGACCUGGCAUCCCUCACCCAAUCACACAUUGGUCUCUGGUUACAAGCUGUCCUGUCGCGAGGUCGAGGCCGAGGAGUCAGCCAAUGGACAAAGGAGCACACAAACCCACACCAUCAGGCUCCGUAAGAAGGCUCGGUAUCAUCUCCUCACUGGGCUGGUCCCUGACCGGCAGUAUGAGGUGAGAGUUUGGGCAUUCAACAAGCAGAUAGAUGGAGCAGCUGCAGUGUGGAAGGGAAGGACAGACAAAGCCCAUGACAGAACACCGUCGCCGCCCAUGCGCCCCCCUCCGUUGCCCCCGAGCAGCAUCCAAGCCACAACCAACAGUUCCACCUCCAUCUGGCUGCGGUGGGAGAAACCGCGGUUCAGCAACGUACGCAUCAUCAACUACACGGUGCGCUGCAGCCCAGCGGGAACCACAAAUGCCUCUCUGGUCUCCUACCACACCAGCUCUGCUCAGGAGAUACUGCUCGGGGCAUUGAAGCCCUUCACCCGUUAUGAGCUGGCUGUACAGUCUAAUGGAGUGGAUGUGGUGGGACCUUUCAGCGGCACAGUGGAGGAGUCCACUUUGUCUGACCGGCCCUCCACACCUCCGGAGGAGCUGCAGCUGAGUGCUCUGGACUCCUCCUCUGUGCUGGUGAGCUGGCGCCCUCCACUGGAGCCCAAUGGUGUCAUCAUCAGCUACAUGAUACUGUACAGUGGCAACCUCAGCCAGCCUGAGCACCUGUGGAAAAAUCUCUCUCAGGAUGGGAGCAUUACCAGCGUGGAGAUCCAGGGUUUGUCCAGUGGCACCCAUUACUUUUUUAAGUUGGGAGCGUCUACUGAGUUGGGGCCAGGGCCUUAUUCACCUGUAAAGGAUGUUCACACUCCCCUUCAGACAUAUGAGCUGGACAUCCAUGCAGUCACAGGCAUCAUAGUGGGUGUAUGUCUGGGACUGAAAUGCAUCCUCCUCUGCAUGUGUUUUAGCUUUCGUAACAGCAAAUCCAGGGAGAUAUCUGGGGGCCUGGACUCCACAGCUGGUACCCCUCAAUACAGGAGAGGAGGCUGCCCCAUACCCUCCAACUUGCCAGAGUGCAACGAUAGCCAUGAGUUGGAAACACUGAUGCCCCCAGGCAGCCAAGAGUCUGGUCAGCCGCUAGCAGAGGCCCCAGAGGAGCAGAGCCUGAUGGCAAGUGCUAAUCCAGGGGAAGGGGAGGAUGGCCCUGCACCUGAACCCAAGGCUGCUUGGAACGGCUCUGUGAGUCAUAACUGGGCCAACAGAAUCACUAGAUACAGAGACACCAUAACAGAAGACUGUCCAACACUCAUUAACGGAGCUCUCAACAUGCUAAUUACUGAUAACGGCACGGGCUUAGAAGAUCAUCUGUGUACAUCCCUCUGCAGUAACCAGGUGGAGGCAGAAGUCAUCGUUCACUCUGAGCUGUCAGAUCCUGGAGGGGACAAAGAGGAAGAGGGCAGCGAGAGGGAGAAGGAUUCUAAUGCCACCAGGGGACCCUCAUUAUCCGAGGACAGAUAUUCCCCUUUGAGCCAGCCAAGCUUGCCAGGAGAGGAGGAACCUCUAGAAAAACUAUCACUGGCGCAAAGCCCCUCAAGUUUUCCCUCGAUUAAGUUGGUGGGUAAUCAUAACGGGGAGCUAGAUAUCCCAGGAGACCAGCCGGUUGCAGACAUACAGCCACAUCAGGACAUGGGGCUGACCAAUGGCUUCCACUCCCCUAAGACUGUGAGGUCUGUGCUGAGGUCGGAGCAUCUGGAGAACGGGGACUCCAGACACUGCCCUUCUGCACCAGGGAAGGCCAUCUCUGUCGGGCUGUCCCCUGCCCCCUUUGUCAGCUCCGGCUUUGUCCACUCUACCUCAGCAGCACACAGUUAUCUGUGCCCGUAGCGUCUGCAUGUAGGGCAUCGACCCUUACACAAACACAGAGACAUCAGACAGAUUUUCUUUCAAAAGUACAAAAGUACCCAGGAAGAGUCCCUAAGGAUUAUUUUUAUGCACCUCAUUAUUGGAUUUUUUUCUCUUCCUUGCAAAGUUUUUAUAAGUACUUUGAUUCCAUUGUUUCAUACAUGUAUAUACAGUAUACAUAUACAGUAUAUUUUUAGUGGUAGAGUACUGUAUAUGGGUAUGCUUUCUCUAGCAUUGCAACCAUACUUUCCUCUGGGUUUCUUUCCUGUCCAUAGGAAAGAACAGAAAGAUUUAACUUAACCAAGCAGAUGGAAGUGGAUUGAAGGAGGCUAUUCCCACUGUGUCGCACAUGGCUCGGUUCCACUCAGGAAUGAGAAAAAGCCUGGAACGUUCCCUGAGUGAGUGAGCACUUGGACAGGCUAUAAUCGUGGAUGGAAGGAUGGAAGCGGAGGCUCGGUGGGUCUCCCUGGGCUUCGCUGUGUGGAUGCUACUUUACUGUGGCACUGAGGAAUAAGCCUUAAAGAGUAUCUGCACACUCUGAGAGUGCAGAACACCUGUGUCUCUCUCCAGCCUCCUGCUGUCUCAGGGUGCACACACACACACACACACACACACACACACAUUCAAACACAGUCAAAGGUAACCGCAUAGCUAAUUCCAUGAUAUCUCACAGAAACUCAAUUGGUCACGCUUAAACACACACUUACACACACAUUUCCUGACGGGAGUGUGGGGGUCUCAGGUGCCUGAAUAUUCUAGGUGCAUUUAUAACCUCUGUAUAUUUCUAUAGAUUAUUAUAUUCAGAACAAGUUCAAAACACAUGUCAACAUUAAGGGAAAAAAAAACACUCAAAAUAUAAAAAGAUAUUGAGUAUGUAGAUUUGGUACACAUGAAGUAUUCCUUUCCAAAAUGCCAUAUGUCCAGGUGGUGUGAUUUUGUAAACCAGGGACACUCAGUUGAAAAGUGAAGUGUUUUUGUUUUGCUUUUUUUUUAAGAUGGUGGAUAUCUCAUUUUGGAAUCAAAGUAUUUACACAUUCAUGUCGAUACUGGUUUAAUUAUGUUGGUGGGAGAACUAGAGGAGAUGUUACAACAACCCAUCUGUAGACCACUCUUCUGGUUUGUCUCCCAGUUAGGGAUGCACCAAUGUCCAUACUGUUGUCAAGAUACUGUGCUGUAAGUUGGACCCAAUUGUCAUUUUCAGCUCAGUAUAAAAUUUUUGAUUAUAUGAAAUGCUUGCCAUGUUUUUAAUUUAUGGGACAUUCAUCUUGACAAACCUGAUUCAGCUGUAUGGGUCUCUAGUCAGACCCACAUACGAAAGGAGUUUGAUGAGAAAAAAUAAAUAAAUUUGCUCCAUUUUUUUUUCUCUGACCCCAUUGGAUCAUAUUGCUUUUCCUAAUUAACCAAUACAUAGAGCUGAGUGAGUCAGUAUGGUUUUUUAAUGUAAAAGGGGAACUGGUGCAUCCCUACUCCUUAUCAACAGCACUACCUCAUUUCUUUUCAGGACGGUUUCCAGUGUGGUUUUGUUAGUGUUAUGUAACUAGCACCUUUUUAAGAUCUUUUUCUUAACUUGUCUGAUUUGACAGCCUUUGGUAUUUGCAGAAAUGAUCGUCCUAUACUGACUGUAUGUUCUUGUGUUAUGUUCAACAGGAAAUUAUGUCGCUUUAGUGCAUUGCAACCUCCUCUCAGUUUGCUGAAAGAUUGUUUCACUCAGUAUUAUGUUGAACCCUUACAGAAAACAAGAACACACAAAUCACGUAAAACUAGGUCUAGCCAAAUUCUUCCAGUUGCAGUUCCCGUCAAUCUGACGCCAGCUACAGACAAGGAAAUUGAUAGCUCCUGCAAUUUGACACUUGUGCCACUUGUACACCCAAUGGAAUUCAUACACAUAUAUAUAUAUAUGUGUGUGUGUGCGUGUGCGUGUGUGUUAGCGUUAGGCUUUUACCUGACCGGUAAAACAAGGUGUAAAAUGUGAAACCUAAAAGUACUCACGCACAAGAAAACAGCAACAAUAACAAUAAUCAGAGAGCCUGAGAGUCCGGAAUGGAGGAAACUAUCACAGCUUAUUUAUUAGCUGUUUUCCUCCAUUAACAUUUACUUAACCUCCUCUGUCAGAGUAAAAACUAUUCCACAAAAGAGCAAUGGUUUAUAUAACUGGAGUCGAUGGUACAAAUACCUCUUUUGAAUAAUUGUGUUGCUAGCAAGUUAACAGUUUGCUCACCAGCUAGAGCAAGAUUCAAGAUUCAAUACAUUACCACUGAGUUUUUGCAUACGUAAGGAUGAUCUCAACUGCGGCUCUAUAAAACUGCACGAUACCAUUCCUGGAUAUACCACAUUUUUUCAGAUGGUCUUAAAAAGAAAAGUCUGUGGUGGUUGGCGUUUUCCCCCAAUUUCAAGGGGCUAGUAGAUUGCCACUCCCAGGAAUUUGUAGCUAAUGUCAGUGUUGAUGACCAGGGGUAGGUGGUCCCAACAGCUCCUGUGAAAGUUCACUACUAAUUCCUUGGUUUUUGGAAACAUUUGAGAUUGUUUGCAUUGUGUCAUCAGCAGGUUUAAACAUCCUAACAGCUUCGGAGUGAGAGAAGCAGUCAUUUGUGCACAAUGAGUACAGGAGUGGGGACAGUGCACACCCCAGUUGAGAAUCGGUGCUAAUUGUUAAGGGUGUAGAGAAUUUGCAAAGUUUGACUACUUUCAUCCUCUUCAACAAAAAAGUCAAGGACUCAUUGACACAGGUGCUGUUUAACUCCCAAAUGAAAGACUUUGUCAUACAGCCUCAAUGGGAAUUUAGUGUUAAAGGCUGAGCUGUGAUCGACAAAUGGAACACUUGCAUAGGUACGAGAGGCCUCUAGGUGUUUUUAAAGUGUGGGCAAAUAAAACUGCAUCAGUAGAUACAAACUGAUAAGGUUCUAGGACAACACUGGAGAGAUGGUUUCAUACCAGGCGUUUCCAUGAUAACAGAUGUCAACAAGUCUGUAGUCAUUCAGCAUGCUUUGGUUGGGUUUCUUAGGCACAGGCACAAUGACAGCUGAUUUUAAGCAUGCUGGGACCCUCUGCUGUGCAAGGAACCAGUUAAAGAUGAUACCAGAUUGAGGCCUGCAGCCUUCCUACUGUUUUGCCUGCACAGCGGGUUUCUUACCUCAUGCUCCCUGAUAAAUAAAUGUGGAGUAGCAGGCUCAGAUACAGUGACAGAACAAGGCUGUGGGUUUGAUAUAGUAUCAAACCUGCAAUAGGUUCUUCAAAACAGGUUAGGUUCAGUACCUUGGGUGACAUAAUUUGCUUUAUAAUUAGUGAUUAAUUGAAAGCCUUGCCAUAGCCCUCUGCUGUCCUUAGAGUUAAGCUCCUUUCUAGCUUGUCAUUAUACUGUUUCUUUACUGGCUUUUGAAAUUCAUACUUAGAUGUCUUUUAAAAGUUUUUGUCACCUGAAUUGAAAGCUGCAUUUUUCUUCCUCCACAAUGUUUUAAUAUCUUUACUAAACCAUGGCUUAUUAUUACUGUAAACCAUUACAGACUUGGAUGGAGCACAUACAUUUUCAACACAUUUGAUGUAAGACAUGACCACAUCAGUAAAAGAGUCCAGUCAUCAUUUGGCUACUUCAAUACAGUGCAGUCAGUUGUAGCCAGACAGUCGAUUAGCAUAUCUGUCACUUGGGGGGACUUAGGAGGGAAUUAUACGUUAUCAAGAUGAAAGCUGCACACAUAGAAUCGUCUGCAUCUGAUAUUAAGGGUCCAGAAUUCAGGAGAGCAAGACUAUGACACAGUCUUAAUGUCGGUACACCACCACCUCCACGCUGCCUCAGUGACUUCUCUGUGCAAUCCGCCUGGUAUAGGGUGAAACCCUCCUGCUGCAGCGCCAAGUCGUGUAUCUUGUGGGUUUCAGUACAAGCAUGCGACCGGACAGGCAAGCUUGUCAUGUUCAUUGAGAGAGAAACAUACUAGGUAAUGGUGUGCAGUGUCCACACCAUCUUUGGCAGACCAGAAGGCCAGCUCGUCUCUCUCGUUUCCUGGGUUUUCGCGGCCUGAUGUGUGAGCCUGCUGUGGCACUGACACUCUCAUCAACAACAAAGUCAUUCGAAGCUGAUAGUCUGGAAUUUUUCCCAUGUAUCUGCAAUAAAUCCAAACAAUCAUAUCUGAUCAAACACCGCACACUUUCCACACAAAGGAAAAAAAACAACCACACAGUAGGAGCCUGAUUAUUCAAAAUCAGUUCACCAGUUAUGUGAUCAUGACUUAACACUCAUUGCCUGCAGGUGGCACAAGUGUUAAAAUGACAGUAGCUUUAACAGUGUAUGCCUGUAGGUAAGCGAUAAUUGACAUGUGAAUGAGUUUGGGAGUUAGUUACAAUCUAGUUCCCAUAGGUGCUUCCCAGAAAGACUAUUUUGAAGAUGCUAACACUAUAAUUUAACAAAUUUAACUUGUGGUGGAAAGAAAGGGCUGGUGUUGCUCUGUAUGAGUGUGAUGUAGUCCUGCUAUUAUGGCAUACAUGUGUGUGAUCCUGAAACAAGGAAAAGUUGGGGUCAGUUACUAAUAAUGAUAAUAAUGAUGAUAACAUCCUCUUACAAAAAUUAGAGCUUUAAGCAGAGUAUUGAAUCCAGCCCUAUUGUACAUGAUGUCUCAUCUUCUCUCAGGUGGUUUUCUUCUAGUCAUCCAGCAGUGAAAAAGGAGUGUGACAAACCCCUUCUUCUGUCCUGCCUGUGUUUCUACCCAUGUCCAUGCAACUGUAAAAAUCUCUCCAGCUCAACUCAAACACAUCAGCAACAGAAAUGUAAAAGGUUCUUCAUGACAUCUAUGAAACACCCUCAACAGGUUUUUAACAACAUAAUUGUGUUUGCUUGAAAACUUUUAUUGUUGCAUAGUUGGUACCUCAAAGAGACUUAUUUGUUUUUUAGCCUUGCCAUGUAUGUACUUAACAUCACAGUGAGAUGAAUAUGAUUUUUUUUUACUGCAUUAGCAGUCAUAUAGGGACAGAAGUGAAUGUGUUGUUAGCAAACCUGGGUCAAACAGUAAUUGGAAGUUCAUCUAAGUGUGCAUGAGGGGGGUUUGCUACAUCAGGUGAAUUCAGAUUUCACGACUAAAUACAUCUAAAAUAUAUGGCACUCACUGCACAGUGCUAUUUGGCAAACCACAUUUGAAUGGUACGGAAAGAGCAAUUCAACAGAAAGCUCACAUUGGAAGCAGACUGCUGCUGUACCUCUCAACUCAUCAAUCUAAAGUGGCAAGCGUGUUUUUUUUUUUUUUUGUGGCCAUGGUCCAAUCAGUCAUGUCAGAACAGGUAACAGUGAAGCACCUGCUGUGGCUUCAUUGAUUCAGGUGACAGGUUAAAUGUACAGAGAGCAAUGCAGCCACAGCUUCCUGCCUUGUGGCUUGAGGAUCACUUGGCCUAUACACAGUAAAAGCUGAAGCAAACCACCCAAACUGCAUAUUUUUGACCCAGGUUCUUUACUGAUACUGUUCUAUAUAUUGAUAACUAUUUCUCAUCAUCCUCAAACACUUGUAUGUCCUCAGUCCAGAAAUAUUCUCAAAAGCAUUCCAGUUUGAUAUCUUAAACAUACCUCUCUCAGUCCAGGUCAGCCAUGAUUAGCAAUGCUACCUUAAGAAGAGACGUGCUAAAACCCCAGUGACUGUGUUCCUGCUGCUCUGACAGGCUUCAUCCAGACCCAGGUUCAGCUCCUCCAUUCACUACAGCAUUUGCAGGUACUGCAGCCUAAGCUGCAAUGUGUGCAAAACUGUUUGGACAACCAACAAGUGGGAGGCAAUCACUGAAUCAGGGCAGUAAAGAUAAGUGUUUUGAGUCAGUCAUGGUGACAAAAACAUUUUCUUGUUGAUCCUCAUCUUACAGAGGCUUUUCACACCCUAUAAUUUUUUGUGAAGUUGUCUCACACCCAACAUUUUCAGGAGAAAAUAAUACACCAAGUACAAGUUUUUAUUUAGUAUGUAUAUUUUUCAUAAAGGCAUGAAAAGCAGGCUUUGCUUUGCACAUAGCAGCUGUUCCGCUUUCCAACACAGAGGGUGUUAAUUUUGUGAAAAAGCCUCUGUUGUCACUGCAGACAGACCACAGCCAUUUGGCACUCAAGUAGACUAACAGAAAGUACGUAUUAUUUGCUGAUGCUCCUCUGCCCAGUAAUAGAUAAAGUAAACUCUGAACCAGUGAGCACAUUUGUUCUAUUGGACAUUCGUCACAUUUGGAAAUGAGUUGAUUUGUGCCAGUGAGUUGCAGUUUUGUGGAUGUUAGUCAGUUAAACAAUGACAAUAUCACAUUUGUGAUGCAGGACUUAGAUUUUAUGACAAUAUAGCUGCCAAAAUCUAAUGUAAAAGCUACUGUUGAAAUUUUUUAGUAACAUCCAGUAUUUAAAAUUAGGGUUUUCAUGUUGUUGUUUUUUUUUUCCACAGAUAUUUCAGUUAAAUCACAGCAUUUUGCCUGUGUUUGAAGUCUUGAUGCAGUAGUGGGUUAUUAUGGUGGGUGGAGCCGACACAGAGGAUCUGAAAUGGGGAUUAGCAUGAAGCCUGCCUCCAGCAUAAAGGAUGUAUGCUCUCCUUAUAGGAGCUCUUUUAAGUCUUUUAACCACUGUCUCUGAAAUACAUGUAACUUUUUUUUGCUUUUGUUCGUCUUUUUGUCGGCUAGAACAAUCAGAUUUUUUUGAGGAAAAUUGUUCAUGCUCUCAUUUCCUAGAGAUGAUAAUUACUUCGAUAAUUAUGUUUAUUUCAUCCUCUUUUUGUAAGGGUUUUAUUAAAACAGUAUACCUCAUGUUGGUAACUUGUUGAUUUGAUUCUGAUCAGUUUCUUGAUACUGCACAUUUUAUAAUGAGUAGAACAUAUAUACGUGAGCAUCCUGUAGUUUUGUGAGCCAAGUUUUUCAUAGAAAACAGGAUAGACUGUUUCGUUUUACCUCAGUGUGAGUCUUUACUCAUUACAGUGGCCUGGAUGGUCUAGUCUAGUGGUGAAGGGGUAAAUAAUGAGGGGAGGAGGGGUCAGUGGAAAUCCAAAUUGACUUUUACAUUGUUAUUCUGCAAUAGUUAGUUAUUAUCAAACUUUUACCGUUAGAGUUUAAAGCAUGGGUUGACUCAAUUGGUAGUCAUGCUUCAAAUAAAAAAUAUAAGAUAAAUACAAAACGAAGCAAAAAAAAUGUCUUGAUGAAUAACAGCCUAAAAGUCACUUUUUGGCAGAAUACCACAUUUUUAAGCAACCCAGGUGUCUGAAGUACUAGGCAGGGAGAAGGGCUAAAGGGAUGUCCUCCCCAGGCAGGUCAUACCCUUUCAGUGCAGACAGCCAUUUAGAAAUAAUUGUGUCUUCUCUACUCAGGUGCCCCAUCUUUGCAUAAAAUUGUAGAGGAUCAUGCCAGCAUAUCUGAUUCAGAUACAUGUCAUUUGUUGUCAAACAAAAACCUCAUUUUGUCAUUUUGAAAGUAAAUCAAGGAAACUCUUAUGCACAGAUGAUAUUUUGUUUUGUACAAAUCACUCAGUGUAUUUCUGUCUCUCCGGCUUUUCUCUGUACAUUCUAGUGCUUUGUGGUGAGCUGCUUUGUCCAGUGAUGUCACAUUGUUGUGGGUUUUUUUUUUCUUUUUUUGUUUGUACGUCUUCUUCUCUAGUUUUGUGUGUGCCAGCUCAGUUGUGCUUCACAGAAUGUCUAAGAACAGACUCAGACUCUGUGUUCAUGUGCCACCAGCAACACUCUGCAGCUAAUCACACACAUUUGUAAUCAUUGUGUGCCGAACAGAACCUCAUUUAUGUCACGGACGCUACUGUAGGAGCAAAUUGUAGGAGCACGUAAUAGAUUAACACUUCUUUUUGGGCCAUGAGCAACUUUGGGCUGCCAUCUUUACAUUUCUAGAAGUGCAAUUUCCUUAGCCUGUAAAACGACAGAUCCAUUACUCAGUGUUAGUCAUGGCGACAGUGGCCAUGAUUUGUGAUAGAAACAUUGCUUGUUCAGAGGAAUCAGUAACAGGAUAGGUAGUACUUGUGGUUUGUAGAAAUAUUUCCACUGUGUUACCAUAUGUGAAAAUGUCAAAACUUACAGCAACUCUCAAGAUGUCUGUGGAAACUACUCUUCUGUAAAUAAACAUCAAAGAAAAAGGAAA
Molecule: messenger RNA, 12157 nt
Organism: Seriola aureovittata
Lineage: Eukaryota; Metazoa; Chordata; Actinopteri; Carangiformes; Carangidae
Gene: igdcc4
Product: immunoglobulin superfamily, DCC subclass, member 4
Exons: 20
Coding region: 296-4075 (1259 amino acids)
Biological process (GO): cell-cell adhesion; axon guidance
Cellular component (GO): plasma membrane; axon
Molecular function (GO): protein binding
Source: RefSeq, a predicted model, not a curated record